Molecule: messenger RNA, 554 nt
Organism: Coregonus sp. 'balchen'
Lineage: Eukaryota; Metazoa; Chordata; Actinopteri; Salmoniformes; Salmonidae
Source: the annotation of a GenBank genome assembly
AUGGCGUCCAACAACACAGCAAGCAUCGCCCAGGCCAGGAAACUGGUAGAGCAGCUGAAGAUGGAGGCCAACAUCGACAGGAUAAAGGUGAGAAAUUAGGCCUACAUCACUGGCUAAGAGGAUAAAGGACGUAACAGAUAUAGCGGAAAUCUGUAGCGUAGCUUCACUGCCCAAGAGGAUACAACAUAUAUAGGAGAAAUCGGUAGCAUCCUUGCCCAAAAGGAUAUAGCAACCAUACCGAUAUAGGAGGCAUCGGUUGCCCUUUACAUUACAGCAUGGAAGACAGUGUAACAUGGUGAUAGUAUGGUAACAACAGGUUAUAGUUACCAAUUUAUUAGUCCAUGAGGUGAUGUAAAAGUACCGACCAAUCUAUUGUGUGGAAUCUAACUCAAACUGUGUGUGUAUGUCCCUCUCUUUCAUUACAGGUGUCCAAAGCAGCAGCGGACUUAAUGUCAUACUGCGAAGCCCAUGCCAAAGAGGACCCCCUCCUGUCGCCGGUGCCCGCAUCCGAAAACCCUUUUAGGGAGAAGAAGUUCUUCUGUGCCAUCCUGUAA